Anarrhichthys ocellatus (wolf-eel) is the source of this 5186-nucleotide messenger RNA. It is a transcript of the gene nsd2, whose product is annotated as nuclear receptor binding SET domain protein 2. Lineage: Eukaryota; Metazoa; Chordata; Actinopteri; Perciformes; Anarhichadidae. Gene Ontology annotation, cellular component: nucleus. Bases 739 to 4986 code for a protein of 1415 amino acids. Gene Ontology annotation, molecular function: protein binding; histone methyltransferase activity. The record is from RefSeq and is a predicted model, not a curated record. The transcript has 22 exons.
AUUGAUUUGGCCAGAAAAAUAGCCAAUGUAACCUGUUAAGCUUUUUAACUGAAGUGGUUCAAUUACAUAGAUUAUUCGCACCCCAAUAGCAUUACUCCGACUUGUCAACUGCUUCCAUUUCCGCGGCUUUUACGCAGCACACUUAGCCACCCACUCAUUGGACAUUCGCUGCAUGCGGUGGAGCUUGCUUUGCAGCACAGACUCCUGAAUUCUCCACACCGCUUUGCACACAGACGGCAGCUAACUAAUCCUUUCUGCAGGAGAAAGCAGACUUAAAAUUGUCUCGGUCAGAGGUUUCCACCCGUGGUUUUUGUUGGUGUGCAUGGAUUUAAUCAAGAUUUGACUUGAUCUCGUUCACAUUAGUUGUGAUUAGAGUAUGUGUUUGUUUUCUUUUGGUAUACAGAGGUAUUGUUGCUUCAGACUUUUGGUCGAUCGAGACACUCGACUUUGUUAUUUAAAGCAUCCAAAGCUUCGGAGAUAGAACAUUCCGUGACAGGUGCAGUUUUCUCUGUCGCCUCCAAAGCUCACUGUUCAUGCUCUGCUGGGGCAAGUGAGUGAGUGCCAUUUUGUAGAAUGUGUAACGUUAUGCUCCUAGGAUUCAUAUCCCCAGAAUGCCAUUUUACAAAGAGCAGCAAAAAUGUAUUGCAUGCUGUGUUGAUGUUGUCUGAUGGAACCUGUGGAAUAAGAAGUUUCUGUUUCUGUGCUGUAGCUCAGUGAGCCUGGAGGGGGUUAAAUGGGAUGGACAGCAAAGGUAGCUCCCUGCCUUCGAUGCCCGAACCAGCCAACCCGAUCAGCAUGAAGCAGCCACCGGAGUCCCUCGGUGUACGGAAGGGUGGGGGGGACAUGAGCAGUGACCCUGCUCUACUAAUAAUGGACAAAGCUGCCGCCCAGCUGGCCGCCACACUACAAGACGGUGUCCUUCAGAAGAUGGCCGGCCACAGUCAUAACAACCACAGCCACGAGAGGCUCAAAGACCUCACCUCCCGGGUGCUGAAUGGGGACCAAGACACGCUGCCUAAGCUCUGUGCUCCAGAGCCACCCAUGUUUAAGGGUGCCGAAGCCCCUGCUAUGAAUGGCACCCAUCAGCACAAUUGCACUCCUCAUACUGAACAUGAACUGAAAGCGAUGAUACCCCAGGUGGUGAAGCAGCCGUUGUUUGAGCCGUGCUGUGCCAAUAGGACCAGUUUGUCCACGGCCACCGAAGAUGCUAUAUCUGCACCGGAGAAGAGGCAGGAUCUGAAGAAAAGGAGGGGGGGGCCUCACAAACCAAACCUCGGUUCUUCUGCCGUUCCGGUGGAGCCACUUGACCGCACCAAUGCUGGAGGUGGAACUGGAGCAGCUGAUGAGCCUGAUCUCAUCCCACAGCUGACGAAGGAGGAUACACAAGAGUCCCCUGUGCUGAUCAGUUUUUCUGUUGGUGAUUUGGUUUGGACCAAGGUGUCGGGGUACCCCUGGUGGCCUUGCAUGGUGACCACAGACCCAGAAUUUAACAAUCACAUCAAACCGAAACAGAAAGCCGUCAACAGUAGGUUGGGCCCCCUUUACCAUGUGCAGUAUUUUGGAGACGCCCCAGAGAGAGGCUACAUCUUUGAGAAGAACAUGGUGUCCUUCACCGGGGAGGACCAAUACCAGGAGCUCAGCCAGGGCAACAAACAGCCAGCCUCUCGCGUCAUACACAAGAAGAAAGUUGCAUUCCAAAUGAAGAAUCGGGCCUUUUUUAAAACGGAUACAUUUGAUAUCAAGUCCUCUCCUGCACAACUGUCACAUGCUGCUGAUCACACGGCUCCCUCUGUGCCCCGUAAACUCCAGGCUCAGUGGAACAUGGGAGUCAUUCAGGCCAAGGAGGCCUUCAUCAUGUCACUGGAUGAGCGCAUGGUAAACUUCGCUUUUCUGUACGAUGACGACGGGCCUCGUCUGAACCCCUGCAUCCUGGAGAAGCUGAGGCCAAAACAGAGCAACGAGAUGGACCAGGAAACGGAGUCUAGAGUCGGCCCAGACCUCCCUUCACUGCCGGUGGGCCCUGCCGACGACCCCACAGCCGCCUCUCGGUCCCAAGACAGCACUUCAACAGAGAAAACGCAAGCACCCAGAACAAAACUCAGCUCGGGAGAAUAUCGAAGAAGGGGCAAAGGCCAUCUAAAUAAUGUCCUGUUGAAAAACAAAGUUUCUUCCAAAGAAAUACUUCAUCCGCAGCUGGCCUCACAGGAUCCCACCACUUGUGCACCAGAUCUACAAACUGAAACAGUCGUACCUCAGAGGAAGAGGAGGAGACCCAGACAGGCUCAGUCUCCCACAAAGACAGUUAGGAGAAGGAAAACAUCUGCAACGGACAACUCUUCUGACCCCGGGAAGAACAGGAAAUCGGAGCCGGUUUCUUCGACAGACAAUAUAACGGAGCCGGUCUCGCUUCCAGUUUCAGCUCCAGUGAAGAGGCACCGAAAGAAGAGGUCGCCGACAGACGCGACGGCAGACACGGUUCAGCUGCCUAAAAAGAGACGUAAAACAAGCAACGCUGCAGAGAAACAGAAACCUUCCCAGGACUCGACCUCAGAAGGAACGGAGAAAAAGCAGAGAAGAAGAAAGAAAACCGACAAAGACGUAACAGAAACCAAGAAGAGCAUGACCAAGUCUAAAGCUCCCCUCACCGAAGAAGACACAGAGAAACCAAAGCGUAGGAGGAAAAGGAAGCAGGAUGGAGAGACUGAGAUCACACCCUCCAAGGCAAAGAGAAGGCGGGUCACCCCUUGUCUUGAUCCCGAGGGUUCUGGGAGCGAAGGACGUCCUGAUUCUCCCAGUGACAGCUUAGACGGGACGAAAAAGGGCGAACGGAAGAAAGAGUUUGUCUGCCAGACGUGUGAGCAGGCGGGGGAGGACUUGGUGCCCUGUGAAGGCCAAUGUUAUGGGAUGUUUCACCUCCAGUGUCUGGGUCUGUCAUUCAAACCUGACGAGAAGCUGCUGUGUCAGGAGUGCAGCACAGGAAUUCACUCGUGUUUCACCUGUAAGCAGCCGGACGGCGCUGUGCGGCGCUGCCACGUUCCGCACUGCGGCAAGUUUUACCACGAGGCGUGUAGCCGCCUCAACCCGCUCACCGUGUUCGACAACAAGGGCUUCCGCUGUCCGCUUCACGCCUGCCUGAGCUGCCACUACGGCUGCCGCACCAAGCAGAAGUCCACCAAAGGUAGGUUGAUGCGUUGCCUGCGCUGCCCCGUCGCGUACCACGUCGCUGACCUGUGUGUGGCGGCGGGCAGUGAGAUGAUCACCAACACCGCCAUCAUCUGCACCAACCACUUCAACGCCAAGAAGGGCUACAGCCACCACAGUCACGUCAACGUCAGCUGGUGCUUCGUCUGCUCCAAAGGAGGACAGCUGCUGUGCUGCGAGUCUUGUCCUGCAGCUUUUCACCCCGACUGCUUGAACAUCGCUAUGCCCGAUGGCAGCUGGUUCUGCAAUGACUGCCGGGCGGGAAAGAAACCCAAAUACAGAGACAUUAUAUGGGUCAAACUGGGAACAUACAGAUGGUGGCCUGCAGAGAUCCACCACCCCAGAAGCAUCCCCACCAACAUCCAGCACCUUCGCCACGAGAUCGGAGAGUUCCCCGUCUUCUUCUUCGGCUCCAAGGACUACUUCUGGACUCACCAGGGCCGAGUGUUUCCAUACAUGGAGGGAGACCGGGGCAGCAAGCAUCAGAGGACCGGCAUCGGCAAAGUCUUCAAGAACGCUCUGCUGGAGGCUGAAGCUCGAUUCAAGGAGAUAAAAAUAAAACGCGAGGCCAAGGAAGCACAAGAGAACAGCCGAAAGCCACCGCCAUACAAGUUCAUCAAGGUGAACAAGCCCUUCGGUAAGGUUCAGGUCUACACCGCUGACGUGUCCGAGAUCCCAAAGUGUAACUGUAAGCCGGCGGACGAGAGGCCAUGCGGGUUUGAGUCGGAGUGUCUGAACCGCAUGCUGCAGUACGAGUGCCACCCUCAGGUGUGUCCCAGCGGGGAGCGCUGCUGUAACCAGGACUUCACCAAACGCCUCUACCCAGAGACCAAGAUCAUCAAGACACCCGGCAAGGGCUGGGGCCUGAUCUCUCUCCGGGACGUCAAGAAGGGCGAGUUUGUGAACGAGUACAUCGGAGAGCUGAUAGACGAGGAGGAGUGCCGGGCGAGGAUCAAGUACGCCCAUGAGAACAACAUCACCGAUUUCUACAUGCUCACCAUCGACAAGGACCGGAUCAUCGACGCCGGUCCGAAGGGAAACUACUCUCGCUUCAUGAACCACAGCUGUCAGCCCAACUGUGACACGCAGAAGUGGACGGUGAACGGAGACACGCGGGUCGGACUGUUCGCCGUCCGUGACAUCCCAGAAGGGACGGAGCUGACCUUUAAUUACAACCUCGACUGCCUCGGGAAUGAGAAGACCGUCUGUCGCUGCGAUGCUCCCAACUGCAGCGGGUUUCUGGGGGAUCGACCGAAGAACUCAAACGGCCCGACGGCCGAGCCAAAAGCCAAGCGGUUGAAGAGAAAGUAUAAAAGGAGGAAACUUGAGGGAAAGAAGAAGUCCGACGACGAUUGUUUCCGCUGCGGAGACGGAGGGCAGCUGGUGCUCUGUGGCAAGAAGACCUGCACCAAAGCUUAUCACCUGUCCUGCCUGAACCUCACCAAGAGACCCUUCGGCCGCUGGGACUGCCCCUGGCACCACUGUGACGUCUGCGGGAAGAACUCUGAGGCUUUCUGCCAGCUCUGCCCCAACUCCUUCUGCAAGGCUCACCAGGAGGGGGCGCUGCGCUCCUGGCCUCCCACAGGACAGCUGUGCUGUCUGGAGCACGAGGAGCUGGAGGGAACCAACAACCAGGAUCAGGGCGUCGCCUCUCAGACCAACGCGACGAAGACGACCCCCACUGCCGCCGCCGCCGGAAGCAGCCGUCCACCCAAAGGCAGAGGGAAGACAGAGGGAGCCGAGGCGAAAACUAAACGCUCCAAGAGGAAAGCAGCAGAGGCCUAAAACUAGAGUCUUUGACACCUGCUUCCACGUUCAUGAACAGAUAUAAAGCCCACGUCAUAAUGUCUCCAACAUCACCACAACCAAGGCACUGCACACCUUCACCAUCGGGGAACGCCGCUUCUCUCUCUCUCAUGCUCGGCAGCGGCCUCCAGCUCACCGCUCAAACCAUUUUUAUUUUUCUCUUGUCUGCACUGAGGCGA